Sporothrix schenckii 1099-18 is the source of this 1167-nucleotide messenger RNA. RefSeq lists its product as uncharacterized. The record is from RefSeq and is a predicted model, not a curated record. Lineage: Eukaryota; Fungi; Ascomycota; Sordariomycetes; Ophiostomatales; Ophiostomataceae. The transcript has 2 exons. Bases 1 to 1167 code for a protein of 388 amino acids.
AUGUCAAGGCAAGGUAGUCUCCCUCCUGCUUUUCCUCCUACACCCGAGGACGAGACGGGCAUGGCUCAGCUACAUCCUGACAGCGGCCGUGCGAAAUCGACCCAAGGAAUUACUCCAGUCAAUCGCAGUGGCAUCAUGGACAGUGUUGUUGAUACUCCAACGUCUCCCUCAUCGUCUCUCGCCCUCUCACGCUUCGAGUUCGAGUAUGGAAAGGGUAACGAGGGUACGAAGGUGCUCAUGGUAGAAUGGGAUUGUAUGGCGACUGAAUCGGACAAUAUAUCCGAAAACCCAACAGAAACCCCAGCUCGCCAAUACCGCAAAGGCGCGACAGAUCAGGAUUGGGUCAUCACGUGGGAGGGGAAAGACUCCCACAAUGUGCUUGCAGCUGCCAGCAUUGACGCCAACGGCGAUGAUGCAGAGAGACGAAUGUAUUUCUUGCUCCCCCCUGGUGCCACCAUCCCGCAUCUUGUGAGCAUCACCCGUGUUAUGAAAGGCGGUAUGGAUUGCAGUGGCAGCGAGAGCAAGGAAGAAGACUUGAUACUCUGGACGAAACCCAUGCCGGCCAUCUAUCCGACCAGUCUUGGGUCAGAGCCAGGUCAGGCCGGCAGGUGGGGCGUACUGCACACCCUGUGGGCUAGACAAAAACUUGCAAGCCUAGAAGCUGAGAUUGAGGCCGAGAUGAAAGCCAACAGCGAGAGCGUGGGAUUGCAGAUUGCACUCCAGGAGCAAGACUGGAUUUCAACCCACUUUGGAGUCAGUCAUACCGGCCAUCCCAGGGCGAACUCGCCAUAUCUGCCGAGCACCGUGGGCGCUGACCGGAUUGCCCUAUCACGGUCACCGAUAGGCGGGAAACUCGGCGAAAAGCUCAGUGGUCUGAGAUUGGCAACGUCACCUACUGAGCUGGUGGCGGCGCUACACGAUGUCGUUGACGUACCAAUGCUGGCAGCCAUUGGCACCAGUGUGGGCCUCCGCACCUCCAUCGAACCGCACAUUAGCGGUCAUGGCUCACUCGAUGCCGUCAUUGGCAAGAGCCAAAAUGGAAACAGGAAUACAAACGACGACGCGAAAUUGGGUGGCGGUCGUCCUGGUACAGAAGACGAUCUAUUUGCCCUGCCGCUAAGUCCUCGGAGCCCUGAGAUGGCCAGGAGUCCUUUCAGCCUUCUGUAG